Messenger RNA from Coffea arabica (coffee), 2535 nucleotides. Its product is annotated as putative disease resistance protein RGA4. Lineage: Eukaryota; Viridiplantae; Streptophyta; Magnoliopsida; Gentianales; Rubiaceae. The record is from RefSeq and is a predicted model, not a curated record.
AUGGCUGCACUGCCCCUUGCUAAGAUAUCAGAGCGAUUGGCUGAUGGUUUCUUGAAUCAAUUAGAAGAGAAUGUUAAUCCCAUGACAAGUGUCAUAGAAGAGGUGAAAAAUAUCUCUGAGAAAUUGACAACAAUUGGAGGAUUGAUGUCUGAUGCCGAGAGGAGAAAACUGAAGGAGGAAGAAGUCCGAAUUUGGCUACAAAAGCUUGAUGGCAUAGCAUGUGAGAUUGAUGAUUUGUUGGAUGAAUGGAACCUUGAGAUACAGAAACUUUGUACUCAGACAACUUGGGAGAAGGCAAUAUAUGAUGAACUGGAAGUGAUUUGGAAUGAGGCAGCUCAAUUUAAGUUCGUCAAAAGCCAUCUAGCUACUUGUGAAAAACCUGGUGGCAUUCUUUGUGAUGAGUUGGAGGCGUUUGGUCAAGAAUCUGACAGGGAUGUUAUAGUAAGCCGUCUAGUAUCUGAGAGUAGUAACAAAAGGGAUGUUGGAGUUCUUGUUAUCUCUGUAGUUGGGAAGUGUUCCCCUAAUGUGUCAGAGUUGGAUAGUUUGCUCCAAUAUCUUAGGAGCACUCUGUCUAGGAAGAAAUUCUUGCUUGUCUUGGAUGGUGUAUGCAUUCAGGAUGAGAUAAAAUGGGUGAAAAUUAGAGACUCUCUCAAGGAUGGAGUCAGUGGAAGUAGAAUCUUGGUUACAACUAGGAGUGAAAGAGUGGCACGAUUGAUGGGCACAACUUAUAUGCACCACUUGAAACAAAUGCCUGAUUCAGAUUGUUGGGAAAUAUUAUCCAGGAGAGCAUUCCAAGGAAGGACUAAAGAAAUCUUUGAGAAAGUGGAACAGAUUGGCAAGGGGAUUGCAAAGAAGUGUAAUGGUUCACCACUAGCUGCAAAGAUUGUGGGAAGUCUCUUACAAUGUAAGGAUACAGUGCGAGACUGGCAAAACAUACUGGAUAAUCAGAUAUGGGAAUUGGAGGAAGUACCUGUGGACCUUGAACUUUUCCCUGCUUUAUAUUUAACUUAUCAUGAAUUGUCUCCUGAACUGAAAUGUUGCAUCAGAUACUGUGCAGUCUUUCAGAAAAAUUUGAGGAUAGACGUGGAAGGUUUGAUUAGACUGUGGAUGGCACAAGGUUAUAUUCUUUACUCAUCAGAGGCAGAUGAAGUACAGAUGGAAGAAAGGGGACGCGAGUACUUUACUCUGUUAGCAGGACGUUGCUUUUUUCAAGAACAGGAAAAGGAUAUCCUUGACAGAAAAGUUGUCUCAUGCAAGAUCCAUGAUAUAGUGCAUGACUUUGCAAAACAUCUCGCAAAAAAUGAAUGUCUUAUAGUGGAAGAAGCUCACUUGAGAGAAAACACUGGAGCUAUUAAGCAUCUAAGGUGGCCAAGGGACAAUUCUAGGGAGACAUUAUCCUCUCUAGACCUUGAUGUAGGAAAGGUUCGAAGCUUUUUUGCCACUACAAGUGUUCCUCAAGAUUGUUUCAUUAAGCAUCUCAAAUGUGCGAGGACUUUGAGUUUCAGCGCCUGUAGUCUGGCAGAAAUACCAAGCGAGAUUGGAGAUUUGAUCCAUCUGAGGUUGUACGAAUUUCCACGAGGGAUUGAGAAAAUGACUUGGCUUCGUACUUUGACAAUCGUCAAAAUUGGGACAGUGUACUUCAACUGGAGCAGUCUUAAGAACCUAAACCAACUUCAGGAAUUUAUGCACAUUCAAAUCUUUGACAUGGUUGGAACUGCAAAUGCUAAACUCGAAGAAAAGCAGCACCUCAAAAAUAUGAUUCUAGAGUUUAGUAUGUCGUGCUCAGGAUUGGACAUAGAUGAGAGAGAAUCUCUGAUACCACCUCCAAACCUGAAGAAGCUCACAAUCCGUAAAUAUCCAGGAUACCUAUUCCCAAACUGGAUGGAAACAGCUCUCAACAAUUUGAGAGUUCUUCAUAUCAUUGAGGCCUAUGACGUCUUGUCUUUACCAGCACUAGGGAAAUUACCGGCCCUCGAAGAGCUUAAGUUUGUGGAAUUGCAGAGUUUAGCAUACAUCGGUCGCGAGUUCCUUGGACUACCAGAGAACAUUGAUUCUCUUGGUGAAUCUAAGGUAGUCGCAUUUACCAGGUUGAAGAUAUUAGUGUUCAGUCAUUUACCAAAUUGGCAAACCUGGCAAGACAUUGAACCAGGCGAAGAAGAUGCUGUCUUGGUGUUGCCAUGUCUUCAGCACCUAGCCUUGUUUGGUUGCGAAGAAUUCUUUUUUCUGCCACAUCGCAUGCUUCGCAUGUCAUCAUCACUCCAGUCUGUUGAAUUAACUAUGUCUCAAAGUGUUGGAACUAUUAAUAAUCCUUAUGACAUGGGACAUAUGAUCGAGGUGUUGAAUCAAUUGAACAAAAGAUUUGACGCUUUGGAAAGCAAGGUGGAGCAAUCUGGUCCAUCAAAAAGUACCACCAAAAGGAAGCCUCAUUUGGACGAAUCAAGUGAUUCGAAUAAUGAGGCUGACUCUGAGGGCCAUGAGGACCGAACUAGAGGAGCAAAGAGAAAUUCCAAGCACGGAGAUGAUGAUGAAAUCUGA